Messenger RNA from Plenodomus lingam JN3, 150 nucleotides. The record is from RefSeq and is a predicted model, not a curated record. Lineage: Eukaryota; Fungi; Ascomycota; Dothideomycetes; Pleosporales; Leptosphaeriaceae.
AUGACAAGUUCAACAACGCGAAUCGCCAACACCCCCCCAAAAGACAAGACACCAGCUGUGAAUCGGUUUGGUAUAUCCCUAAGAGUCAAGCAAAAGGGCAAUGCGCAGAAAAAUAAGACGGUGCAUAACGAUGACAAAGCAAGGGACUAG